CUUGAACUUUUAUGACUUUUUUUCCAAUUUUCUUCCCUUUUUCUCCCUCCAGUCGGGGUUUGAUUGACUGGAAUUAAGAGUACAAGAAGGCACGGGAAUUGUUCGAUUCACUCCCUUUCCCCCCCUUCUUCUCCCUCGUCUUAUUCUCUUUCUUCUCACUAUAUGCGGUGACAUCCGUACCCCUCCGUUAUAUAAGUUCAUCCCUCCCUCUGCGCUGUGUGAAGCGCAGCCAGCAAUUGUCAGUAUGGCGUCCGUUUCGACUGCCGGUGAAGCAGUGGCGAGAGUCGCGUACUUGACCAGCGAUGUCAUCCUCUCCGCCCAGCCUGCCCUGCAGACAGACUCACUAUUCUCCAAUUCGCUCAAAGCUCUCAAGGCCAACAAGAUUCAGAAUGUCUUGUCCAAGGGUGCUCCGGAGAUCGUGACCGUGCGGAACAAUGAAGACCCUCUCCUCUCGGCUUUCUACCCGCUCCAGAACGGUAGCACCGUUUCUGCCGUCGCCAGCUCCUCGGUUCUCCUAUCUUCAAUCACUCACCUCUACCGCCUGGCGAACUACCCUUUGGUCCUCCACAUUGCCCUGGAACCCACUCCGUUCCCCGAUUAUUCCGUUAUCAGUUCGAUACGUCAGUGUGGCUUUACCUUCUUGCACUCUGAGACCCUCCAGGAGGCCCAAGACAUUGCUCUUACCGCGCAUGCCUUGGCUCUCAAGUCUGGUAAGGGUGUUAUCCACUUCUUCGACCCUGCCAACUCUACCAAUGACGACGCAAUCGCCGAGGAGGAUGUUGAGGUCGUGAACAAGGUCUUGGAUUUGGGUGGAAAUGCUGCUUCGCACAACCCGGGACUUGGCGCACAGACUCUCUACGCUGAUUCCGGCCGUGUGGCUACAGUGGCCGAGGAGAGUGUUGGGGCUCAAGACGCCGCCACAGGGACAUCGACCCCGGAACAGGCUUCUACUGUUCAAACACCCGCCAAUGGUAGCGCAGACAACUCGUCUGUUGGAUCUUCGAGAAGGGAUAGCAGCGUUGACAGCCGCGCUGUGAGCAGCUCUGCUGCCACCACUGUUGACGGCGCGAGUGUGCGGCCAGUCAACUCCGCAGACAUCUAUGCCUACACUAUCCAGAUUUGGAAUGUGCUGUCUGAGACUGUGGGCCGCAAGUACAACGCAAUUGAGUACACUGGUCCCGCUGAGGCCAAGUCCGCAAUCUUCCUUUUCGGUUCCACCGGAGUGUUUGUGGAUGUUCUGUCCAAGGCAGAUGCCAACAGCGAGCUUAAGGACCUCGGACUUAUCACCGCUCGUCUGUACCGCCCAUGGAUUGGCAGCUAUGUUGCCAACUCAAUCCCCGCCUCUGUAGAAAAAAUCGCCGUGCUGGAGCAGGCUCGCAAGACGACUCGAUGGGGACCUUCGUUCAUGGAUCUCCUGUCCAGCUUGAACCCCACCACGACUGACCGCCGCUUGCAAAUUGUGGGCUUCCGCCUGGGAUAUGUUGAGCCAUCGACUGCCGAUCAGGCCCUUCGUGGAGUGGUUCAGAACUUGAACUCUGCCUCCCCUAUCCAGAACCUCGAGGUUGGGAGCUCCAAGGUCCCAACUCCUGAGACCGCCGUUGAGCAGCCUCGCAUUGAGAACGCGUAUCAGAAGAUUUUGAACCAGCUCUUCGGGGAGCGUCUGUACGUCGCCAACCAGGCUACUUCUAAGCACGCUGGUAUUUCCUCCACCAUCUCGGCCAGCCCCGAGUACGGGUUUGGUUCAUUGAUUGCCCGCAUUGAGCACCGCCAGCGCUUCAUCCGUGAAGUCGAGGAAGCUUCCAAGUCCUCGUCUUUCGCUACCGAUGUUCCCAAAACUUGGUUGUCCAAGUGGGCUUUGGUUGCCAACGACCCGUCCAAGGCUAACAAGCUGGCUGCGGAUGUCAUUGCUCGUCUGUCUAACGACGGUUCCGCAUUGGCGCGCCAGCUUCUCCAGUCCAAGCAGCUCUUCUACGAUGAGACCCACUGGCUCAUUGGCUCCGACGCCUGGGCGUACGAUCUCGGAAACUCGGGUGUUCACCACGUUCUUGCCUCUGGUGCGAACGUCAACAUGCUGGUCAUCGAUUCGCAGCCCUACUCGGAGCGCGCUGCCGCUGACCCCACCCGCCGCAAGAAGGAUAUCGGUCUGUACGCCAUGAACUACGGCAAUGCCUACGUUGCUUCUGUCGCUGUCUACAGCGCGUACACCCAGGUUCUUCAAGCUAUGGCUGAGGCCGAGAAGUUUGAUGGUCCCUCCGUCGUCGUUGCCUACCUCCCUUACAACCAGGAGAACGACUCUGCUCUCACGGUUCUCCAGGAGACCAAGAAAGCUGUUGACCUUGGUUACUGGCCUCUGUACCGCUGGAACCCUAACAACGAAGACACUGCUGAGCCAAAGUUCGCCCUUGACUCGGACCGUAUCCGCCGUGAGCUUGAGGAGUUCCUCCGCCGCGACAAUCAGCUUACUCAGCUCAUGAACCGUCACCCUAAAUUCUCCUCUGUCCUCUCUGAGUCCUACGGCACUGAGGUCCGUGCUCUGCAGAAGCGUCAGGCGAAGGACUCGUACGAGAAGCUGCUCGAGGGCCUUUUUGGUGCGCCUUUGACUGUCCUCUUUGCUUCGGAUAACGGUAACGCACAGAACAUCGCCAAGCGUCUUGGAAACCGCGGUCGUGCCCGUGGUCUGAAGACCAUCGUUAUGGCCAUGGACGACUACCCCACUGACGACCUUGCCACGGAGGAGAACAUUGUCUUCAUCACUAGUACCGCUGGUCAGGGUGAAUUCCCUCAAAAUGGUCGUGGCUUGUGGGAGCACGUCAAGAAUUCUGGCGACCUAGACCUCUCGUCCAUCAACUACUCCGUCUUCGGUCUAGGUGAUAGCCACUACUGGCCUCGCAAGGAAGACAAGAUCUACUACAACAAGCCUGCCAAGGAUUUCGAUGCCCGCGUCUCCUUCCUUGGUGGUCGCAAGCUGACCGACAUCGGUCUUGGUGACGACCAGGACCCCGACGCUUUCCAGACUGGCUACUCCGAAUGGGAGCCUCGCCUCUGGCAAGCAUUGGGUGUGGACAAGGUUGAGGGUCUUCCUGAGGAGCCCCCGCCGUUGACCAACGAGGACAUCAAGAUCCAGUCUAACUUCCUCCGUGGAACCAUCGAGGAGGGUCUCUUGGACGAGACCACUGCUGCGAUUUCCGCUAGCGACCAGCAACUGACCAAGUUCCAUGGUACCUACAUGCAGGAUGACCGUGAUGUGCGGGACGAGCGCAAGGCUCAAGGUCUCGAGCCGGCCUACAGCUUCAUGAUUCGUUGCCGUCUCCCUGGUGGUGUCGCGACCCCUACUCAGUGGCUCCAAAUGGAUGCCAUCAGCAGUGCUCACGGUAACGAGACCAUGAAGCUCACCACACGACAAACGUUCCAGUUCCAUGGUGUUGUUAAGCGCCACCUCCGUGAGGCCAUGCGUGAUAUCAACAAGGCCUUGAUGACCACCAUCGCUGCUUGUGGUGAUGUCAACCGUAACGUUAUGUGCUCUUCGCUCCCCGAACUCUCUUCUUUCCACCGUGAGACGAAUUCUGUUGCGAAGAAGAUCAGCGACCACCUCAUCCCUGCCACGACUGCUUACCACGAGAUCUGGCUGAAGGAAGAUGGCGAGAAGAAGGUUCAGGUUGCUGGAGAUGCUGUCGUUGACCACGAGCCUCUCUAUGGACCUACCUACCUUCCGCGGAAGUUCAAGAUCACCAUUGCCAUCCCUCCGCACAACGACACUGAUGUCUAUGCUCACGAUAUCGGUCUGAUUGCUAUCAAGAAUGCCGACGGACACCUUGAAGGUUUCAACGUUCUUGUUGGUGGUGGUAUGGGUUCGACUCACAACAACAAGAAGACCUACCCUCAAACGGGUCGCAUGUUCGGAUAUAUCCCUGCCGACAAGGCCCACAUCGUCUCCGAGAAGAUCAUGCUCGUUCAGCGUGACCACGGUGAUCGCCAAAACCGUAAGCACGCCCGUCUCAAGUACACUAUCGACGACAUGACCGUCCCCGUCUUCAAGGAGAAGGUCGAGGCUCUCCUCCCCGACGGCCUGCGCUUCGAGGAGCCCCGUCCCUUCAAGUUCGCUUCCAACGUCGACACCUUCGGCUGGCAGAAGGACGAGAAGAACUUCAACCACUUCACCUUCUUCAUUGAGAAUGGUCGUAUUGAGGACACCGCGGACUUCCCCAUGCGCACUGGUAUCCGCGAGAUUGCUAAGCUCAACAAGGGCGAGUUCCGUCUCACCGGUAACCAGCACUUGAUCCUUUCCAACAUCAAGGACGAAGAUCUCCCUGAGAUCAAGGACUUGAUGGCCAAAUACAAGCUCGACAAUACCAACUUCAGCGGUCUGCGUCUUUCUUCGUCCGCCUGUGUUGCCUUCCCCACUUGCGGUCUCGCCAUGGCCGAAUCCGAGCGUUACCUUCCCGUUCUCGUUUCGAAGCUCGAAUCCACACUUGAAGAAGUGGGCUUGGGUCGCGAAAGCAUUGUCAUGCGUAUGACCGGUUGCCCGAACGGUUGUGCUCGUCCUUGGUUGGCUGAAGUGGCCUUCGUCGGUAAGGCCUACGGUGCUUACAACAUGUACCUUGGUGGUGGCUACCACGGACAGCGUCUGAACAAGCUGUUCCGCCAGUCCAUCAAGGAGGAGGAGAUCCUCGAUACCUUGAGGCCGUUAUUCAAGCGGUAUGCCGCUGAGCGGAACACGGACGGCGAGGUGCCUGAGCGAUUCGGUGACUGGGUUAUCCGUGCUGGUAUCAUCAAGGCGACUACCGACGGCAUGAACUUCCACGAAGGGAUUCCCGAGGAUGACGAGGAAUAAACGAUGGUAUUAGAGUAGUUUGGACGAUUUCUUGAAAAUUUACGACUCCAUCACGCAUUUGCGGUUGAAUGAAGCUUUCGUCUUGAUGUAUAACGCUGUUUACUAAAAAUGUUCAUGUUCAUCUUUUGUGUUUUUGUUGCAAUGAGCUCAGCUUUGUUGAUUGAUUUUUGGCGUUUUGUAUAUACCGUGGCCGCAAUAGCCUAAUGGCGAAUGCUAGAUGCAUGCAUACAUUACUGCUAAUCUCUUAUUGCCCGCUAUGCGAUAUUGAUAUUGACACUGUCCAUAUAUUACAUAUAGAAUGAACCUUUGGGUGCCGACGA
Messenger RNA from Aspergillus ruber CBS 135680, 5151 nucleotides. RefSeq names its product sulfite reductase (NADPH) subunit beta. Gene Ontology annotation, biological process: sulfate assimilation. The transcript is spliced from 4 exons. The record is from RefSeq and is a predicted model, not a curated record. Gene Ontology annotation, molecular function: sulfite reductase (ferredoxin) activity; iron-sulfur cluster binding; FMN binding. Lineage: Eukaryota; Fungi; Ascomycota; Eurotiomycetes; Eurotiales; Aspergillaceae. The coding region runs from base 245 to 4831 and encodes 1528 amino acids. Gene Ontology annotation, cellular component: sulfite reductase complex (NADPH).